ACCUGCAAUUAAAUACACGCAUGAAAGACCCCACCAGCCCCUCUUCCUGCUUCCAUCUUCACCCACUGGUCUCCUCUACCUCUCCUUUAAAAUCCCCUCCUGCAACCCUUCUGACCUCCAUUAAUGCCAAAGGUUGGAAGCUCAUUCACAAACCCAAGAAUUAUACAGGCCUCACUUCUCAAACAAAGGCUGUAGGCUGAGAGAGAUCCCAUGGGAAAGAAGAUGAUGAAGCUUCCUUCUAUCUUUAAGGGCAAAGACAUAAAGGCUUCAUGGCAGUGGCCCUCUUGCAAGCACCCCAAGACCCUCUCUUUCCGAGCCGGCGAAGACAUGUUCAAGACCGUUAACUCGGUUUUCUUUGAUCCAGGCGACAUGACCACUACGCCGGAGUCGUGGUUUACCAACUCAUCGGAGUCUGGGAGCUUCUCAACGGCGUCGGAGGACUCCAGAGGUGAAUCAUUAGAGAUGGUCAUUCGUGGGUUGCGAUCGGAGAGGCUGUUCUUUGAGCCUGGCGAGACAAAUUCAAUCCUGGAGGAGUCCAAGCCAGGCGAGUUCCCAUUCAAGGAGAGCGUGGUGUUGGCGAUGGAGUCUCAGGAUCCGUACGUGGACUUCAGGACGUCAAUGGAGGAGAUGGUCGAGGCUCAUGGAUUGAAGGACUGGGAAUGCCUGGAGGAGUUAUUAGGAUGGUAUUUGAGGGUGAAUGGAAAGAAGACUCAUGGCUUCAUAGUUGGAGCAUUUAUUGAUUUGCUUCUCAGUCUUGCUUCAUCUUCAUCUCUUUCCUCUCCUUCUUCUCCUUCCUUGUCGUCUUCACUGAGAAGAGAGAAGGAGGUCCAGGAAGUAGCCAACGAUUUAUGCUUAAGAGAGAAAGAGGAUGGUUCAUGCUUAACAGAGGAAGAAAGUAGUUCAACCUCAAGAGAGGAAGACGUUGAUGCUUUAUGCUUAAGAGAUUUGUUCGCUAUAUCUUAAGUUCUGCUACUUCAAUGUAUCGUUCUUUCUGUACAGUAGUAGGCUGAGGAGAAUGAAUAGUGAAACAUCGAUCAAUCAUCAUAUAUGAUCAGGUCUCCUUCCCUCCCUCUCUCUCUCUCUCUAUUCUGUGUGUUUGUGCGUGGGAUGCAUCUGUGAUCUGUCUGCACGAGGUUGACUGUAUGCCCAGUUGACAACGGCAGACGUGCGUGUGAACCCAGGCAUAUUUAUUGAGACAAAUUACAUUUUUGCUUAAAUUGCUCCCUCUUCUGUAAAUUGGAGGGAAGUUUGAAGACGACGACGUUGUAAUAUUUGAUGGCCAGUGGUCCAAUAUCCAUCUAUUCCUCA
Messenger RNA from Nelumbo nucifera (sacred lotus), 1308 nucleotides. RefSeq names its product transcription repressor OFP13. Gene Ontology annotation, biological process: negative regulation of DNA-templated transcription. The record is from RefSeq and is a predicted model, not a curated record. Lineage: Eukaryota; Viridiplantae; Streptophyta; Magnoliopsida; Proteales; Nelumbonaceae.